Heterocephalus glaber (naked mole-rat) is the source of this 5972-nucleotide messenger RNA. It is a transcript of the gene Runx1, whose product is annotated as RUNX family transcription factor 1. Gene Ontology annotation, cellular component: nucleus. The record is from RefSeq and is a predicted model, not a curated record. Gene Ontology annotation, biological process: regulation of cell differentiation; neuron differentiation; regulation of transcription by RNA polymerase II. NCBI's taxonomy places the organism in Eukaryota, Metazoa, Chordata, Mammalia, Rodentia, Bathyergidae. Gene Ontology annotation, molecular function: ATP binding; RNA polymerase II cis-regulatory region sequence-specific DNA binding; DNA-binding transcription factor activity, RNA polymerase II-specific.
AACCACAGAACCACAAGUUGGGUAGCCUGGCAGAGUCAGAAGUCUGAGCCCAGCAUAGUGGUCAGCAGGCGGGACGAAUCACACUGAAUGCAAACCACAGGGUUUCGUAGAGUGGUAAAUCAUUGAAUCCCCCGCCUUCAGAAGAGGGUGCAUUUUCAGAAGGAAGCAAUGGCUUCAGACAGCAUAUUUGAGUCAUUUCCUUCGUACCCACAGUGCUUCAUGAGAGAUGCCAGCACGAGCCGCCGCUUCACGCCGCCUUCCACCGCGCUGAGCCCGGGCAAGAUGAGCGAGGCGGUGCCGCUGGGCGCCCCGGACGCCGGCGCCGCCCUGGCCGGGAAGCUGAGAAGCGGCGACCGCAGCAUGGUGGAGGUGCUGGCCGACCACCCCGGCGAGCUGGUGCGCACCGACAGCCCCAACUUCCUCUGCUCUGUGCUCCCCACGCACUGGCGCUGCAACAAGACCCUGCCCAUCGCUUUCAAGAUGAAGACAUCAGGAAAUAAAACACGGAUACUUUCAUACUUUCCGGUGGUGGCUCUGGGGGAAGUUCCAGAUGGUACUCUGGUCACGGUGAUGGCUGGCAACGAUGAAAACUACUCAGCUGAGCUCAGAAAUGCUACUGCAGCUAUGAAGAACCAAGUUGCAAGAUUCAAUGACCUCAGGUUUGUCGGUCGGAGUGGGAGAGGGAAGAGCUUCACUCUGACCAUCACUGUCUUCACAAACCCUCCACAAGUUGCCACCUAUCACAGAGCCAUCAAAAUCACCGUGGAUGGACCCCGAGAACCCCGGAGACAUCGUCAGAAACUAGAUGAUCAGACCAAGCCUGGGAGCUUGUCCUUUUCCGAGCGGCUCAGUGAACUGGAGCAGCUGCGGCGCACGGCCAUGAGGGUCAGCCCGCACCACCCAGCCCCCACGCCCAACCCUCGCGUGAACCACUCCACUGCCUUUAACCCUCAGCCUCAGAGCCAGAUGCAGGAUACAAGGCAGAUCCAGCCAUCCCCACCAUGGUCCUACGAUCAGUCCUACCAGUAUCUGGGAUCCAUCACCACUCCUUCCGUGCACCCCGCAACACCCAUUUCGCCUGGACGUGCCAGUGGCAUGACAAGCCUCUCUGCAGAGCUUUCCAGUCGGCUCUCAACUGCUCCUGACCUGGCAGCCUUCGGCGACCCACGCCAGUUCCCCGCACUGCCCUCCAUCUCCGAUCCUCGCAUGCACUACCCUGGCGCCUUCACCUACUCCCCAACACCGGUCACGUCGGGGAUCGGCAUAGGCAUGUCGGCGAUGAGCUCAGCCUCACGCUACCACACGUACCUGCCACCCCCCUACCCCGGCUCGUCGCAGGCGCAGGGCGGCCCCUUCCAGGCCAGCUCUCCUUCCUACCACCUGUACUACGGGGCCUCGGCCGGCUCCUACCAGUUCUCCAUGGUGGGCGGCGAGCGGUCCCCUCCGCGCAUCCUGCCGCCCUGCACCAACGCCUCCACGGGCUCGGCGCUGCUCAACCCCAGCCUCCCAAACCAGAGCGAUGUGGUGGAGGCUGAGGGCAGCCACAGCAACUCGCCCACCAACAUGGCGCCUGCCGCGCGCCUGGAGGAGGCCGUGUGGCGGCCCUACUGAGCGUGGCGCGGCGAGCCCUGGACCUCGUCGUCAGAGCCCGGCACCGGCUGGGCCAGCGCCUGUUCCCGGGUCGCGCCGGGCCUCUGCCUCCUGCGCUUCUGAAGCCACGCAGUUCGCUCCGCUGUCGGCCCCUGGCCCAUCAGUCUUUCCAGCAGGACACAACUUGGGGGUGUCCUCAGGAACACCGCCUCGUGGGCACGUUGUAAGGCAGACAGGAAGAUUCCCAGAGGGAAACUGUGAAUGCUUCUGAUUUAGCAAUGCUGUGAAUAAAAGAAAGAUUUUAUACCCUUGACUUAACUUUUUAACCAAGUUGUUUAUUCCAGACAGUGGAAUUUUAGGAAUUUUUUUUUUGGUUGGGGACAGCUCAUCCUGUUUGGCAUCUAAUUCUUAUUUCUGAUUUUCUUUCCUGCACCUUAUAAAUUGCAAAAUGCGUAUUUGCAUCUGGGUGUGUUUUUUAAAACAUAUAUACAUAUACAUAUAUAUAUAUGUAUAUAUAUAUAAAUUUGAGCUUGCUUCUUUCUUGCUUUGACAAUUGAGAAAUAGGAUUCCCAUUCCUAUAAGUUUUAUUUAACUUUUCUUUGGAACUUUUGUGUAGUUGUUUUAUUUUUGUUUUUAUUUUUAUUUUUCUUUUGAGACAGCUACAGCUUUGGGUCAUUUUUUUUAACUACUGUAUUCCCACAAGGAAUCCCUAGAUAUUUAUAUAUCUUGACGUUCAGAUAGUUAAUUAUGUGUUGAUACUUUUUUAAUUAUUUAAAUGUACUUAUAUUAAGAAAAAAUAUCAAGUACUAUACUUUUUUAUAGUAGCCAGAGUUAAAUGUGUCACAUUGAAGAAGCCUGGAAAAAAAAAAAGGAUGGGUAAUGUGAUCACUUGGUUAUCUAGAAAUAUUGUUUACAUUAAACUCCCUUUCAUCUUAAUUAAACAAGUUGGUAGCUCAUGCACCCAUGUUUUUAAUAGGAUUUUAAAAACUGAGGUCACUCCAAGGAUCAAAAAUACAGAAUUUUCUGCUAGGCUCAACAAAGGCUCUCAGAUCUGGCUCCCUCCCUUCAAGUAGAAGGUCAACUCUAGUCCCAGAGGACUCAGGCAGGUCCUAAUGAUUACACCUCUGGAAAGGAUUUAAUUUCUGCCUGGGGGGUAUGCUUAUACCAUGGGCUGAUAAUUUCAGACAUGCUUUGUAACAGAACAUAUCCAAAGUAAGCUGUGUGGAGGAGCAGUAUUUAUAUAGAAACUAAAUGAUGAAUUUAGGAAUUCCUUAACCUGUCAAUCCUGGGAGAGCAAGAAAAUAUUUCUCUGUGAUACAGUAUCCAUUCACUGAUGCAGAACAAAACUUCUAGCUAUCCUCCAAAAGUGGGAGUAGGAGGCAUAAGACCAAGUACCUUUGAGGGCCAAAGGUCUCCAGCUGAAUUUUCUGAGGGUCAGUCCAAAAGCAGGCCUAGAGGAGUCAAUUUCUACCUGCCUAGAUGGAAUCACAUGGGAGAACAUAAUCCUACCUGCGUGGGAAUCCCCAUCCCAACUGCUCAACAACACCUUUGUUUUUGUUCUAUGAGGCUGAGACCCUACCCCAGGGGUCUGUGCACUUUCAUCUGUGCGCACCAGCAUAACAGGAGAGAAGAUUCAUGUCGCUGCUGCCCAUGGCUACAAUUCAAGUGUAUCCCAUGUCACUGUAAAUUUUAUGGCACUAUUUUUAUUGGAGGACUGGGUCAGAAUGCAGUUUUGUACAACUCGUAAAUACUAACUGCUGAUUUUGACAUAUGUGUGCUCAAAAUGAUCUGGUUAUUUAAUGUACCUCUUAAAUUAGUUGGAACAAUUUCAGGUCAACUCUGAAGAGUGUUUGAAAGCAGGACUUCAGAACAGUGUUUGAUUUUUAUUUUAUAAAUUUAAGCAUUCAAAUUAGAUCUUUGGCUGCAGGCAGCAAAACAGCUGGACUUAUUUAAAAACAACUUGUUUUUUAGUUAUAUAUAUAUAUAUAUUGAUUAUUUGUUUUACACAGAUGCAGCAGCACUUUGGUAAGAGAAUAAAGCAGCUUGUGAUGUCAGGUUGUUCUUAUCUAGAGAAGAACUGUAACAGAUCUCACAGAAACUCAGAAUAUAUUCAUUUUCAAUUUAGAUAUAACUCCCUCCACAAUUCAGUCUCAUAAAUUAUUCCAUACUAUAUUUUUUUGCAGCUAAACUGCCAUCAGAUGUCAGAAAAAUUAAAAAUUUAAUUUUUGGAGUGGACCAAUAGCCUAUUUCCCCCAAAUUUAGAUAUUCUUUUCAGCACAUGUUGCCCAUAUCUGACCUGAGAAAAUUCUGGGGAAUGAUGAAGGAAAAAUUUGUAUUUUUCACCUUAAUUCUCAUACCUAAAGAUAUUCCAACUGAAAACCAGCCUACUACCCUAAGUGGGGAAUUAGAUAAUCUCGCACAUCUCAAAGCCAUCAUGGAGAAGGCUCUUCACUUUGUUGUACGCUUCCUGAUUUGGCAGUUCAGAGUUUCACAGAAUCUUACCAACAUACAUAGUUUUUAAUCAUUUCAGGAAAGGAAAAUUCAAACUUUAGUUAUUUUGGAGAUAGUUUUCACACAACACAUCGUUUCUUGCUGAGGAAUUAUAUUCAUUACCUUCCAGUAAAUUAAGGUGUCUUUUUAUUCAUUGCCUACAGGUAAAGUAAGGUAUCAGCAAGAUUUUUAAUCAUGUAAUAACUGGCUGUAUCUAGGAGUUUGGGGCCAGGAGAAGAAAGAUUGAAUAAGCCAUUUGCACUGCUUAUUCAUGCCACUAUGUAUGAUUUCAACACGGACAUAUUUCAGUUCUUGCUGUCUUUCUCACUAUCUGCAAAUGUAUCUCUCUCCCUUUCUGCCCCACCUCCACUAUCUUCUUCUUUCUCUCCCUGCUUCUUCCUCCAAACUCCACCUUCUCCGUCCUGCAUUCUCCCAUUCUCUGUAAGGAGAUAGCACAUACACACCCCAUACCAAAUGUCCAGAACACAAGGAGGUCCAGUUCUUCUCCCUUUGCAUCAAGAACAGGGUGAGUCAGCCUUUCUCCUACUUAUGGGUUUCUUCCAGCAGAACAGAGACGUUGCCAACCAUUUUGGAUCUGCUUGCUAUCCAAAUGCAGCAACAGAAACCUUCCUGGGCAAAUUACAAUCAGUGAGUAAAUAGCCUUUCUGCUGCCUACGGUUUCUGUGCAGAUAAACAGAAAUGCUCUGAUUGGAAAGGAAAUGAAUGGUUUCACUCAAAUGUCUUGCAAUUAAGGAUUGCAGAUUUCUGUCUUGAAAUACCUGUUUGCUUGGGACAUUCCGUCCUGGUGAUUUUUUUAUUUGGAUGGUUUUGUUUUUUGGGGGGGAAUGACAUAUUUGGGGUCUUUUAUACAUGAAAAGAUAGGUUAACAGUAAUCUCAGAAAACAUUUUUUACAUCUGAGCAAAAUAACUUUUGUUUACCCUAGAGUAUACAUUUGCUUGGGGUUUUUUUGUUUGUUGAUUUGUUUAUUUGUUGGGAAUCAUUUUCCCUCCCUUCAGCCAGGUCAGUAUUGAUGAAGCUGAUCAUUUGGCAUUUUUUCCCCUUCCACAAGGGUUGCAUCAACAAAAUUAAUUGUAUUUAUGUAUGUAAAUAGAUUUUAAGCUUCAUUAUAAACUAUUGUUAAUGCCUGUAAUAACUUUUUUCAAUUUUUAAGUGUUUCAAAGGACUUUUUCUUAUGUUUGCUAAAUACUGUAGAAAAAAAUGCUUCUUUCUACUUUAUUUUAGACUUAAAAAUGAGCUACUUACUCACUUUUGUAAACAGCUAAUAGCAUGGUUCCAAUUUUUUUAAGUUCAUUUUUUGUUCUGGGGGAAAUGAAUGUGCAAAAACCAAAAAAGAACUGUUGGUUAUUUGUGUUAUUCUGGAUGUAUAAAAAUCAAUGGAAAGAAUAAACUUCCAAAUUGAAAGGACAUUAUAAUACAUCUACUGAAAAAUCAAUGAGAAACAUAGUUCUACUUCAGCCUCCACCAAAUGUCUAUUUGUGUGGCAAUUAUUAGAUCUGGCCACAAAGCAUCCUGGAAAUUGAUGUGUGGGCUUCCUUUUUCCCUGGUACUGACAUAUUGAACACUUGCUGAAGGGGAACUGUUAAGUUCAGAUCUUACACCAGAUAAGAUAUGAGAGAAUCCCCCAGAAUCCCCUCUAACUAGCGCAAGAGAGCAGGCCUCCAUUGUUCACAGCCCACUGUGCACAGCAGGGGUGGGAAGCCACCCUUUUCUGGGAGAACCUAUCAUGCCCAGCCUAUGCAGGGCAGCUGGGCUGCUGCCGCCCAGGGGCUACUGGAGCCUUACUUUCUUUGUACCAAAGUUUCUUCUGUAAAUCCAAUAUUAUAACUAGCGUGAAUGGCAAAUAAACCAUUUGAGAAGUACUUAAAUCGUA